This is a messenger RNA of Mytilinidion resinicola, 225 nucleotides long. RefSeq lists its product as uncharacterized. The transcript has 2 exons. Lineage: Eukaryota; Fungi; Ascomycota; Dothideomycetes; Mytilinidiales; Mytilinidiaceae. Gene Ontology annotation, biological process: outer mitochondrial membrane organization. The record is from RefSeq and is a predicted model, not a curated record. Bases 1 to 225 code for a protein of 74 amino acids.
AUGGUUUGUCUCUUUUCAAAUGGCUAUAUUACUUGGCUCAGCUCAAUAUCAUCGCAGCCUUCUAAUCUCCCCAAUCUCCGGAGGCUGUUCGUAGAGGCACGAACUGACGCUGAAGAGACUGCCUACUCAAGAAACGCGUUCUACAAUCUAGUUCUUUUCAUGUCCUCAGUUGCAGUCUUUAGUCUUGCGGCCCAACGCAUGACUGAGAAACGGAUUGCAGGCUGA